GGGGGGGCCGCCAAACGCCACCCAACUGACCCAAACGCAUCCACUAAAGAAAAACAAAAUCGGGGAAAAGAAUAAAAUAAAAUACAGAUACAGGGAUUAGCGAUACACAAUCGAUUUCUAUAGUCUCUCUCCGGGAACAGCAAGAGAGAGAGAGAGAGAGAGAGAGAGAGAGAGAGAGCGAGAGAACUGGGGCGAUCUGAAGGGAAAUGGGGACGCUUCAGACAUGGAGAAAAGCGUACGGUGCUCUCAAAGACCACACUAGAGUCGGCCUUGCCCAUGUCAAUUCCGAUUUCAAGGAUGUGGAUGUGGCAAUCGUUAAGGCUACGAAUCAUGUGGAGUGCCCACCCAAAGAGAGACAUCUCAGAAAAAUUUUGGUUGCGACAUCAGCAAUGCGGCCUCGGGCUGAUGUUGCAUACUGCAUACAUGCACUUGCAAGACGAUUGGCAAAGACACAUAAUUGGACGGUUGCAUUGAAAACUCUAAUAGUUAUCCAUAGAGCUUUGAGAGAAGGUGAUCCUACGUUUAGGGAGGAACUGUUGAACUUCCAGCAGAGGGGACGCGUGCUCCAAAUGUCGAAUUUCAAGGACGAUUCUAGCCCUAUUGCUUGGGAUUGCUCUGCCUGGGUCCGAACAUAUGCACUCUUCUUGGAAGAACGACUGGAAUGCUUUAGGAUACUUAAGUAUGAUAUUGAAGCCGAGCGUCUUCCUAGACCUGCACAAGGCCAAGACAAGGGUUACAGUAGAACUAGAGACUUGGACAGUGAAGAACUUUUAGAUCAGUUGCCCGCAUUGCAGCAGUUGCUAUAUCGUCUUAUUGGAUGUCGGCCCGAAGGAGCUGCUGUGGGCAAUUAUGUAAUUCAGUAUGCUCUAGCAUUGGUGCUGAAAGAGAGCUUCAAAAUAUACUGUGCAAUAAAUGAUGGAAUCAUCAAUCUUGUUGACAAGUUUUUUGAGAUGCCAAGACAUGAAGCCAUUAAAGCCCUCGAUAUCUAUAAAAGAGCUGGCCAGCAGGCAAAUAGUCUUUCUGAUUUCUAUGAAGUAUGCAAAGGACUUGAACUUGCUAGAAAUUUCCAGUUCCCUGUGUUGAGAGAGCCUCCACAGUCCUUUCUAGUGACCAUGGAAGAGUAUAUAAGAGAAGCACCAAGGAUGGUUUCUGUUCCAAGUGUGGCCUUGGAAUACCCAGAAAGGCUGAUGCUGACCUAUAAGGAAGAGGAUGUUCCUCCACCUUCUGAAGAGACAAAAAUCGUGUCCGAGGAACCCAGUCCACCACAAUCCGAUGAAGUUGCCAUCUCAACUGCUGAGACAGCUCCUCCUGUUCCCCCUCCUCCAACCAACUUGGACACGGAUGAUCUGCUGGGUUUGAAUGUGACUACACAAGAUGCAUCUGCCAUUGAGGAAACAAAUGCGUUGGCUUUAGCCAUAGUUCCAUCUGGCACUACACCAUUUGACUCUGAUGCUCCCCAAGUGAAAGAUUUCGACCCCACUGGGUGGGAACUUGCCCUGGUUACUACGCCCAGUACCAAUUUAUCAUCAGUGCAGGAAAGACAAUUGGCGGGUGGGCUGGAUUCACUUACUCUGAACAGUUUAUAUGACGAAGGCGCAUAUAGAGCAUCCCAACAGCCAGUAUAUGGAGCACCUGCCCCAAAUCCAUUUGAAGUCAGCGACCCGUUUGCUAUUUCUAACAACGUUCCUCCUCCUCCUACCGUUCAAAUGGCUGCAAUGACACAACCACAAAACAACCCAUUUGCUCCGUUUCAGCCUGCUUAUCCACCACCCCAGCAGCAGCAACAUUUACUGAUGAGCCCACAAAAUCCUUUUGGUGAUGCUGGGUUUGGAGCAUUCCCUGCUGCCCCUGCUGCUCACCCGCAAACUACCAAUCCGUUCGGGAGCACCAGCCUUCUAUAAUGAAGAUGCACAUAUACAGAUAUGUAAUUUACUCGGCCGUAGUUGAUUUUGGUGUAUUCGAUACGAGUGCCAGUGUGAAGUGUAGUCCAUCCACAAAGGGAGUUGGUUUUUUGAGCUCUGAGUGAUACCUUUGUCUUGAGUGGAGUUGUAUAGCUAUUCAUCAGUGCUAAGAAAAUGUAAUACUUGUUGAUAUGAUGCUUCUUCAUUAACGUUUCCUGUUAUCACUAUUUCUUAAAGCCAGAUUUAUAAGUAAAAAAUAUGUAUAUUAGGAUUAAGAAGACAUUUACAGAAAUUCAUGAGUGGAUAUGUCUUAAUUCUUUUAGGUU
This is a messenger RNA of Sesamum indicum (sesame), 2227 nucleotides long. RefSeq names its product putative clathrin assembly protein At2g01600. Gene Ontology annotation, molecular function: phosphatidylinositol-4,5-bisphosphate binding; clathrin heavy chain binding; 1-phosphatidylinositol binding. Gene Ontology annotation, cellular component: clathrin-coated pit; clathrin-coated vesicle. The record is from RefSeq and is a predicted model, not a curated record. Gene Ontology annotation, biological process: clathrin coat assembly; vesicle budding from membrane; clathrin-dependent endocytosis. NCBI's taxonomy places the organism in Eukaryota, Viridiplantae, Streptophyta, Magnoliopsida, Lamiales, Pedaliaceae.